AGCCCCUACGGAACAACGGACCAAGAUGGCUGAAGGGUGCCAUCGUUUGAGUUGAACAUUCUCCUAAAGGCAGCUCUGAUUUGCAGCAAAUUUUCCACUAAAAAUGCUGUCCCUUAGGAGAGUGACCAGCGCUUUGACUAGAAGAGGACGUGUUGUCGCUCUACGUGCAAGCUUUAGCCAAACGCAUCGUUUGGUUCGUCGAAUAUCAGCUGUGUCCUGGACAGAAAGCACAAGAACAAGCUUUGCGAGGCGAGUAGUUCCUGCGGUGUCAGACAAGAGAUUGUAUAGCUCUGAUGGUUACCCAACGCAUACAAAAGUUCCCCUUCCUGCGCUUUCGCCCACUAUGGAGGCGGGGACGCUCGUGAGUUGGGAGAAGCAGGAGGGGGAUGAGCUGGCAGAGGGCGACUUGCUUGCACAGAUAGAGACAGAUAAGGCGACAAUGGAGUUUGAGACUCCUGAAGAAGGCUUCAUUGCCAAGAUUUUGAUCCCUGCUGGCUCAAAAGAUGUCCCUAUCGGCAAGCUAUUGUGCAUUAUUGUGCCAAAUAAGGAGGACGUGGACAAGUUCAAGAACUUUACUGUGGAUGACGCAGAGGGUGCCGCUGAGUCUCCUCCUCCCCCUCCUCCUCCUCCUACCAAGGCAGCUGCACCUCCCACCCCUCCAGCAGCAUCUCCACCCCAACCAGCCACGCCCUCACCCCCUGCAGCGGCUGCUGCACCUUUUGCAGGUGGGAGGGUAAUGGCAAGCCCCUUAGCGAAGAAGAUGGCCCAAGAUCAAGGAGUCAGCUUGUCUGGCAUUCCUGGAUCUGGUCCUGGUGGUAGAAUAACUGCAGCCGAUGUGCAGACAGCUGCCUCAGCUGCUCUUGCUGCACAGCCAACCCCUGUGGCUGCAGCUCCUAUCCCAGGUACUGUAUAUGAGGACAUUCCACUGUCUAACAUGCGACAAGUGAUAGCUAAACGACUGCUGCAGUCCAAACAGACCAUCCCCCAUUACUAUCUGUCUGUGGACAUCAAGAUGGAUCAACUCAUUGAGAUCCGUAAACAGUUAAAUGACCAAGGCAAGGGAUCCUACAAGCUAUCAAUCAAUGACUUUAUUGUCAAGUCGUGUGCCCUGGCUUGCAGACAGGUCCCUGAGGCCAACUCAUCGUGGAUGGGAGACUUUAUAAGAAGGUAUGAAAAUGUAGAUGUUUCUGUCGCCGUCAGUACUGACAAUGGUCUGAUCACUCCCAUUGUUUUCGAUGCUGAUAAAAAGGGACUGUCUUCAAUAAGUGGUGAUAUAACUUCACUUGCUGAAAAGGCAAGGGCUGGCAAGCUACAGCCGCAGGAGUUCCAGGGCGGUACUAUUACCAUCUCUAAUCUUGGCAUGUUUGGAAUAAAAAACUUUGCUGCAGUUAUAAAUCCUCCCCAGGCAUGUAUUCUUGCCGUGGGUGGAACAGAGAAGAGAGUCCUUGCGGAUGAAACCAGUGAAAAGGGAUACAGUGUCGGUAAUGUGAUGUCUGUCACCCUAAGCUGUGACCACCGUGUUGUCGACGGUGCUGUAGGUGCACAGUGGCUGGCAGUUUUUAAGAAGUACCUGGAAAACCCAAUGACCAUGUUGCUAUAGGAACGAACAGAUGAAGAACACUUUCCCUUUAACCAUCCACCGCUGGUUGUCAGGCAAACAGCAGUGCUUUUGGCAGAAAUAACCGAAAUAUAUUUUACAUAGUUUUGUGACCACCCUGAUGAUGGGGUACCCUGUGUGGAGGACUUUCAAACAUAUAACCAUAGACCUUUGAUGGUUAUGGAAGAAGCAGGAAAAGCUACCUAAGAUAAUGCCUGUACGUAAGAGUAUGGGUAUUUCUGGUAAAAUCACAGGAUGAAGCUGUAUGUGAAAGGUUUUUAUUCUUAAAAGGAUUCUGAUAAGAUCUGAAAUAAUACCAAAUUAAAUAAAGUUGAUGAUAUCUAACAA
Molecule: messenger RNA, 1945 nt
Organism: Nematostella vectensis (starlet sea anemone)
Lineage: Eukaryota; Metazoa; Cnidaria; Anthozoa; Actiniaria; Edwardsiidae
Product: dihydrolipoyllysine-residue acetyltransferase component of pyruvate dehydrogenase complex, mitochondrial
Exons: 12
Coding region: 104-1600 (498 amino acids)
Biological process (GO): pyruvate decarboxylation to acetyl-CoA
Cellular component (GO): pyruvate dehydrogenase complex
Molecular function (GO): dihydrolipoyllysine-residue acetyltransferase activity
Source: RefSeq, a predicted model, not a curated record